AUGGAGAAGUAAUUUAAUGGAGGUGGAGGGAUUUGGAGAUAUGGAUUUGAGUAGAAGAUAGUGUAUUUGGCUGUUAAUUAUUUUAAUAAAAAAGAUAGAUCAAUAGAGAGAAAAAAGGGAUUUAUGUGA
Paramecium tetraurelia is the source of this 129-nucleotide messenger RNA. RefSeq lists its product as uncharacterized. The record is from RefSeq and is a predicted model, not a curated record. Lineage: Eukaryota; Ciliophora; Oligohymenophorea; Peniculida; Parameciidae. The transcript has 2 exons.